Nothoprocta perdicaria is the source of this 5203-nucleotide messenger RNA. It is a transcript of the gene CACNA2D1, whose product is annotated as calcium voltage-gated channel auxiliary subunit alpha2delta 1. The transcript has 39 exons. NCBI's taxonomy places the organism in Eukaryota, Metazoa, Chordata, Aves, Tinamiformes, Tinamidae. The record is from RefSeq and is a predicted model, not a curated record. Gene Ontology annotation, molecular function: voltage-gated calcium channel activity. Bases 16 to 3273 code for a protein of 1085 amino acids. Gene Ontology annotation, cellular component: L-type voltage-gated calcium channel complex.
UCUUCGAUCAGGAAGAUGGCUGCUGGCUGGCUGCUGGUCUUCAGCCUGACACUUUUCCAGUCGCUCGUGCUCAACCUCUCCUCGGAAGGACCCUUCCCCUCCGCCACCACGAUUAAGUCAUGGGUAGAUAAGAUGCAAGAAGAUCUUGUAACAUUGGCACGAACAGCAAGUGGAGUGGACCAGCUCACUGGGAUCUAUUUGAAAAACAAAGAUUUGUACACUGUAGAAGCCAACAACCCUCGUCAGUUGGUGGAAAUAGCAGCCAGAGACAUUGAAAAACUGCUGAGUAACAGAUCGAAAGCCUUGGUGCGCCUUGCUAAAGAAGCUGAAAAGUAUCAAGCAUCACAUCAGUGGAGGGAUGAGUUUGGGAAUAAUGAUAUAAUCUAUUACAAUGCAAAAGAUGAUCAGAACGAUCCUGAAAAGAAUGAUACUGAAUCUGGCAGCCAGAGAAUCAGACCAGUGUUUGAAGAAGAUCCUGUUUUCCGACGGCAAACCUCUUACCAACAUGCAGCAGUCCACAUACCAACAGAUAUUUACGAAGGCUCRACAAUAGUACUGAAUGAACUCAACUGGACAGCAGCGCUGGAUGAUGUUUUCAAGCGGAACAGAGAAGAAGACCCCACCUUACUGUGGCAGGUUUUUGGCAGUGCCACUGGCCUCGCCAGAUAUUAUCCAGCUUCCCCAUGGGUAGAUAAAAGCCGAACUCCAAACAAAAUAGACCUGUAUGAUGUUCGCAGAAGACCAUGGUAUAUCCAAGGAGCUGCCUCUCCCAAAGACAUGCUUAUUUUAGUUGAUGCGAGUGGGAGUGUCAGUGGCUUGACAUUGAAGCUGAUCCGCACAUCAGUCAUCGAGAUGUUGGAGACCUUGUCUGAUGAUGACUUUGUAAAUGUAGUUUCAUUUAACAAUAACGCGCAGAACGUGAGUUGCUUCAAUCACCUUGUCCAGGCGAAUGUGAGGAACAAGAAGAAGCUGAAAGAAGCAGUCUAUAAAAUCUCUGCUAAAGGAAUCACUGAUUAUAAGAAAGGCUUUAGCUAUGCUUUCGAACAGCUGCUAAACCACAGUGUCUCUAGAGCUAACUGCAAUAAGAUUAUCAUGUUGUUUACGGAUGGUGGUGAAGAAAGAGCACAAGAAAUUUUCCACAAAUAUAAUGAAGACAAAAAGGUACGUGUGUUCACGUUUUCUGUUGGUCAACAUAAUUAUGACAAAGGACCCAUACAGUGGAUGGCCUGUGAAAACAAAGGUUAUUAUUAUGAAAUCCCUUCCAUUGGAGCAAUUAGAAUAAACACCCAGGAAUAUCUGGAUGUUUUGGGAAGACCGAUGGUUCUAGCUGGAGAAAAAGCCAAACAGGUCCAGUGGACAAAUGUCUAUCUGGAUGCUCUGGAGCUGGGCCUUGUGAUUACUGGAACUCUGCCUGUCUUCAAUCUAACAAAAGAACAAAAUGGGAAAAUAAAUCAGCUGAUUCUUGGAGUAAUGGGGGUUGACGUCUCUCUGGAGGAUAUUAAAAAACUGACCCCGCGAUUUACGCUUUGCCCAAAUGGAUACUAUUUUGCAAUUGAUCCUAAUGGGUAUGUGCUACUUCAUCCAAAUCUCCAACCAAAGAACCCUAAAUCCCAGGAGCCUGUGACACUGGAUUUUCUAGAUGCGGAGCUGGAGAAUGAUAUUAAAGUUGAGAUUCGGAAAAAAAUGAUAGAUGGAGAAAGUGGAGAAAAAACGUUUGAAACAUUGGUCAAGUCCCAAGAUGAGAGAUACAUUGAUAAGGGAAAUAGAACAUAUACGUGGACUGCUGUCAAUGGCACGGAUUACAGUUUGGCAUUGGUAUUACCAUCAUACAGCUUUUAUUAUAUUAAAGCCAAAAUAGAAGAACCAAUAAUUCAAGCUAGAUUCAAAAAGGACUCAGAAACACUGAAGCUUGAUCAUUUUGAUGAAGCUGGCUAUACAUUUAUAGCACCAAGAGAAUACUGUACUGAUGUAAAAAAAUCAGAAAACAACACAGAAUUUCUAUUAAAUUUCAAUGAAUUUAUUGAUAGAAAUACUCCAAGCAGUCCUUCAUGUAAUACUGAUAUGGUCAUUAGAGUUUUGCUGGAUGCAGGAUUUACAAAUGAACUUGCCCUAAAUUACUGGAGUAAGCUGUCUUUUGAUGGAGUUGUUGCACAAUUUGUUGUUACGGAUGGUGGAAUUACUAGAGUGUUCCCCAAAAGGGCAGGAGAAGAUUGGUUGGAGAAUGCUGAAACUUACGAAGUCAGCUUCUAUAAACGGAGCUUAGAUAAUGACAACUAUAUUUUCACAGCUCCGUACUACAACAAAAGCGGUGCCAAUAGCUAUGAGACAGGGAUAAUGGUAAGCAAGGCUGUGGAAAUAACCAUUAAUGGGAAACUUCUGAAACCUGCAGUUGUUGGAAUAAAAAUUGAUGCAAUCAGAUGGAUGGAAAAUUUCACAAAAACCACAAUCAAAAGCCUGUGCAACAGUGAAAUCUGUGGCUGUGAAAGAAACAGUAUGCAUGUGGACUGUGUUAUCCUUGAUGAUGGUGGGUUUCUUUUGAUGUCAAAUCGAGAUGAGUAUACCCCACAGAUUGGAAGAUUUUUUGGUGAAAUUGACCCUGGCCUCAUGCGAAACCUGAUUAACAUGUCCUUAUAUGCCUUCAACAAGUCUUAUGACUAUCAGUCUGUCUGUGAUCCAGAAGAAGAACCGAAACAAGGAGCUGGACUUCGUUCUGCUUACGUGCCUACAAUAACAGAUAUUUUGCAUUUAGGAUGGUGGGCUUCGGCAGCUGCCUGGUCUCUCUUACAGCAGCUGUUUUUGAGCCUGACUUUUCCACGUUUUCUUGAGGCAGCUGAUAUGGAAGAAGAUGAUUUCGGUGCUGCCCUGCCCAAAACAAGCUGCAUCACUGAGCAAACUCAGUAUUUCUUUGAAAACGAUGAUAAAUCUUUUAUUGGCAUUGUAGACUGUAUAAACUGCUCCAGACUUUUUCAUGCAGAGAAGAUUUCAAACACCAAUCUAGUAUUCAUUAUUAGUGACAGCCAACUGCUGUGCCGCUCCUGUGACCCAAAGCCACUGAUGCAAGCAGAGAAGCCGGAUGAAGGGCCAAAUCCUUGUGAAAUGGUUAAGCAGCCUAGAUACCGAAAGGGGCCUGAUGUCUGUUUUGAUGAAGCCAAACAGGAAGAUUCAGCCGACUGCGGUGGUGUUUCUGGUCUGAGUCCAUCACUGUGGUCGAUGGUAGGAAUUCAGUUGGUCCUGCUUUGGCUGUUAUCUGGCAGCAGACACUGCCAGUUAUGACCUUGUUAAACCAAAACCUGCAUAACUUAAUGAAGUCCGGCCAAAACAAUAGCCUCAAUUUCAUUUUAAAAGGGUCAGCUAUUCAGACAGCAGAAGAACAGCAAUGCUCAUGUCUGCUUUUCACUCCUUGCGAGWCUCAUAAAGGCACCCACAGUGGCUGCAUGUUGGAGUGUCAGAUCCUUAAAUUUGUGUGAAUGCUGCAUCAUCUAUGCCAUCUGAAUGGAAUUCUGUAUGUGUUUCAUUGGGGAAUCUCAGAUUUUUGUUUGUUGGUGUAAUAUUAAUGACUUCAUGUAAAAGGGCUCCCCUUAAAAUAGCUUAUAUAUAUAUAUAUGAUUUUCAUUUAUUUUAACCUUUGGAUUUUCUUGAAGAUCUUAUAUUCUUUUACAUGAACAUUUGUUAUAAAUAUAUAUAUAUUAAAAAAAAAAAAAAAAGAAAAAAAAAAGGAAAAAAAGUACUGGCCCAAUAUACUUUCCAAUACUACGAUGGCUGCUUUGAACGUCAGUUUUGUCCAAACCAGGGAAGUGAAAUGAAAAUACUGGCURGUCUCCAUCAGAAGUUCAUCAGCAUUGACAUGCUUUAGGAUAAGUGGUUUCCAAAUAGAUAUCCAAAGAUAUCCAAUGGAUAUCCAAGAUAUCCAAAAUUAAAGGUGGCCAGCUGAGUUUUGGUAUGUUGGUAAAUUGAUGGAUUGAAGAAAAGAAAAAAAAAAAAAAAGAGAAACUACUGUAUUUAGAAAUAUAAGGGUGCUUGAGAGCUUAACUUAAAAAAAGAUUUUAUUCUUGAACUUUGUCAUCUAUCAGAAAAAUGUUGAUUUCAAUGUAAUAAUCACCUUCUCUUCACAAUGCAGUUAUAUAUAAUGCUAGUGAAAUCCUUCAAAUGCUCAGAAAAAAAAUGCUUGUGAAUAAAAAAAAAAUGUCUUUGUGAUUAUUGAGCGUUGGUUUCCAAGGGUAUUUUGCAUGAUGAUGAUGCUGCGUUAUUGUUUUUCAGUUUGUUUUCUUUGAUGGUAGAGUAUAGUCCAUUGAAAAGGUAACUGAGUGAUUCUUUUGUUGUGUGAGAAACUGAUCACUGCAAUGUUUUACAAUCAAAUCAUAUUAAAUUAUAUUAUUAAACAGAGCUCUGAAUAUACUGUGCAAUGAAAAAGCUAAGAAAAUAAGGUAAAUUUAGCUACUGUAGCAAAAGGGUUGAUGUGGAUUUUUUACAGAAUAGCACUCUCACAUGAAAACCUGUGUACAGAUAUUUUCAAUAUAUAAAAAUCAGAUUUGACACAUUUAUUUUUGAAUUUAUAUGUUCUGUAAGGUUCAUAUCGGGUUCCCCCUUUGCUUCUUUUAUUUAAAGAUAUCUGUGAUGUUAAAACUUUUUCUGUUGCUAUUUAUUAUUGGAGAAAACAAAUCUAACAGAGCCAAUCUCCUGGUUGCUAAAAUUAAAAGAACUAAACAAAUGGGGAGCCCUGAAUCUCUAUGUAUGCAUAUUGAUACUUGAUUGUGAAUAAUAAUUUUAAAAGUUGUUUUUAUGCAACCUCAUUGCUGAUACAGGUUGGUGCAGUAAAUUGCAAUAUGACAGUGUAGCAUAGUGUUGAUGCAGAAUAUGAUUUGUGCUUUUUUUUCUAGUUUUCAAAACUAAACAGUAUUGCAAGACAGCUAAACCAAUGAAUGUGCAACUCCUGCUGAUAUUGUACAAUUUUGCUAACAACUGCAAUAUGCAAAUAUAAACAUGGCACAAUACACUAGCUAUUUAAAAAAAGUAAGAAAAUGCAAAGCCUUGGUAUGUAUACGCUGGCAACUGAUAUAAUUUUGAUCAUGUCAAAAGCUUAAAGAAAUAAUUGGGCAUGCAUUAAUAUCCAAUGAAAACUGAAGAAGCUACUCAAAGCCAUGGCAUGGCUUGAAAGAUCAAAUGCCUACUGUAGCUGUACCCGUCGUUGAAUCGUUACUUUUCU